GCGGCCUCGCUUUCCGUUUUAGUCAAAGUUGACAACAAAGUGGACUAGAAAAAAUAAUCAAGGCGAGGUUAUGAGUGGGUUCGACUUACUUUUCCCACUGACGGGAAGCCGAUUAAGGCCACACGUGCAUCCCCGCUUUUUAAAACGUCGAAGCCUUCACCUUUUUCCGAUUUUUUCGAGGGUUCGAGGAGCUGGGAACGGUAUUUAGCAAGUUUAGCUUUCAGCAGCCCCAAAUGGUACUCGGUGGCUAAAAAAAACCUGAAUAUAGCCAGAAAAAAAUGCAAAAUGGUACUGAUACCUUUAUUCUUUUGUGUUCGAGAGAUUUCCUUCUCGAUUUCCGAGAUUUUUUCCAAGAUUCCCAUUUUCUAGCACACGAUAUUCCGGUUUGACGUUUGACACAUGACGAUUGGCACCACUGAUUGCUAUAAAUAUAACCUCACUUUUUUAUAUUAUUAUUUUUCUAUUUUGAACAAUAGUGUAAUAAAAUGGGGCGCAAAAUUCCAGGUCGUAAACACCGAGGGGUUCGCGACCCUGAGAAACAACGCGCGGAGCGUGAAAAAAGUCUUAAAGAUAAAAUAAACGCGCCCCCGAGCAACCCGGAUGAGCAAUACGUGCCUAAGAGUCUUCAACGCAUCGCUGAACUUCAGGCUAAGGUAAAAAGUGGCGAUUUUAUGCGCAAAAAGAAGAAGAAACCGCGCCCCAAGGGACUUUUCGAACAGAGGCCGGAUGAGUCAAAUAGAGAGUUUUUGUAUCGGGUUCACCAACAUUGUGCAAUUGUUAAACACGAGGCAGCCUUUGAGCAAAAAUUUGGGGUGGAAAUUGAAAAAAAUGCGGAGGGGGAGAUACAAGGGGUUAAAAAACGGCCGAAAGAUCCCAUUCUAGUGAUGAUAAAAGAAGCAAAACGCGGAAAAAAGAAGAAAGACGAAGGGCCAAAGUUAACAAAGUCGCAAAAGAGAAGAUUGAAGCUGAUUGAGAAGAAGAAAAAGAAAAUGGGUCACAAAGUUGAUGAGUUUGAUAGGUUUCAAGAUAAAGUUAAGUUUGGGGAACAGGUGCAUGAACCCCCGACACUUACUGCGCCCAGGAAGGUGAAAAAAGGGGGCGAAGCCCCGAGGCCCGGUACAAAAGACUUACUAUUGAAGUCAGUCCUGAAUAAAACUGUUGAUAAAACUGGAAAAAGAAAAGAUCUGCCGAAUGCACUAAGGAGACAACUUGAUAAACAGCAGCAGGAAGUGAUUGAAGCUUACAGAUUACUGAAAGGCAAAAAAAGUUAACUGUAACUAUUUUAUUAACAAAAAUAGAAAAAACUUAUGAAAGUACAUUUUGUUUAAAUAAAAAAAAAACAUU
This is a messenger RNA of Tribolium madens (black flour beetle), 1344 nucleotides long. Its product is annotated as coiled-coil domain-containing protein 137. Bases 486 to 1271 code for a protein of 261 amino acids. Lineage: Eukaryota; Metazoa; Arthropoda; Insecta; Coleoptera; Tenebrionidae. The transcript is spliced from 3 exons. The record is from RefSeq and is a predicted model, not a curated record.